AAGUGCGGAACUCUCAGCUGUGUGCCUCGCGAAGUGCGGAUCGGAGAAGCCAGAAAGUCGCAGAACGCUGAAAAAUCCUCGCCAGCGUCACGCAACGUGCAUGUAUGUGUAUGUCCGUGUGCGUGGCAUUGUUGAAUGAACUCUGCUGUCCAGUGGGUGUGCGUGUGUGUAGGUGUGGGUGUGUAUGUGUGGGAGGGCAGGUGGGAAAGCGAGUGUGUGAAGGAAGAGGUUGGGUUGAUGACGACACAGAGCGCAGCACUGAGACUGUCUGACGGUUCACCAACACACACACACACUCGCCGCUCUACGCUCAGCUAUGUGCUACAGCUACAGCAACAACAACAUCUAAUACUACAACGACAACAACUACAACGUAAAUGCAAAAAUGUAAAACCAUAAAUAGAGAAUCCCCACAACAAUAACAACUACUACUACUACUACUAACGACAACUACAAGGCAGUGGCAGAAAUCAUAGCACACCGUCAGGCGCACGUUAACUUAACAUGGUUUGCAUACUGCACGGAUAUUACGAUGCACAGCCUAAAAUGCGUUUUAGCCUCUCACCACCGCCACAGAAAGCCAUUAGCAGCGCCCGCAUAACCUCGCCCACCAGCAGCACCACCAACCGCAGCACCACCAUCGCCAGCAGCACCUCCUUCCCCGGCAGCAAGCAGAAAAGCAGCAGCAUGCUGACCCGCAAUGGCGGAGGACCCGGGAGCACCCCCACUGCCCCCACUGCCGGAGGCACAGGCCAAGCCACCGACGAUGACGCCGCCUCGGACUACAACCAGUGGCUCCAUGCUAUGAAGCUGGUGGCUCGGCUGCCCGGAGGAACGCCCCCCGAAUUUCGACGCAAGUUGUGGCUCUCAUUGGCGGACAAGUACCUCAAGUCUAAGAACGUGGACUGGGCAGAGCAGCGGGAGAAGUGCUUUUGCGAGGAGUGGCGCGAGGACGACGAGGAGUUGGGCAUCCAAAUUGUCAAGGACCUCCAUCGCACGGGGUCAAAUCUGUGCACCGGUCCCGCGGGCUCCAUCAACCAGGCCAAGCUUAAGCGCAUCCUUCUCGGCUAUGCUCGCUACAACCCCGAGGUGGGCUACUGCCAGGGCUUCAACAUGCUGGGAGCCCUCAUUCUCCAAGUUAUGGACAAGGAAGAGGAGGAGUCCAUGAAGGUCAUGAUCUACCUGGUGGAGGGCGUUCUGCCCACGGGCUACUUCUGCGGGUCGAUGGGCGGCCUUCAGGCGGAUAUGGGUGUGUUCCGGGAGCUGAUGCAAACCAGAUUGCCCCGCCUGGCCAAGCACCUGCAAAGGCUGCAGGGUCCCGUAGAGAACGCCUUUGAGCCGCCGCUGACGAACGUUUUCACCAUGCAGUGGUUUCUCACCAUGUUCUGUACCUGCCUGCCCAUGUCCUGCGUCCUGCGCGUGUGGGACCUGGUGCUUAUCGAAGGCAGCGACGUACUUCUGCGCACCGCCCUCGUCCUCUGGAGUUUGCUCGAAGAACGUGUUCUCAGCGUUCGCUCGGCCGAUGAGUUCUACGGUAAGAUGGGCUCCUAUUCGAGCGAACUUCUCAACGGCCACCUCGUAGAUUCCAAUGGCCUCAUAGAACGAGUGGUUAAGUUAGGACCCAUCGAGGAUCUUCGGAAGCUCAGGGAUAAGCAUCUCUAUAACAUAGCGCCAUUGCGUCAUAAACAGGGACUGCAGCUCUACUACGACGAGGAGGACACUCAUUCGGACGAGGAGCGCAUGGCAGUGGCUACAGUUUGGGGCUUGAACUGGGGCAGGCGAGGAUCUGUGGGUCCCGCGGCGCCCGCAAUUACAACGGCGAGCAAACAGCAAGCGGAACAGAAGGACCGGCUGGCUUUGGACAUUUCUCUGCUGAAGAAGCAGUACGACCGACUGCGGGAACGCCAGAAGCAGGCUCACGUCAUCCUAACUGCGGCCUGCUCCACGGCAGCGCGGCAAGGAUCAGGGCCGAUUCCAACCUCCGCACAAUCUGCGGCAGUACCAGUGAAUCAACUGCUCCUCGGCCGCCCAGCCAUUAUUACCAACAAAGGCAAGCGGGUCAGUGCCCCCCUGGGCGCGAUUCCUCCAGCGCGGAAACCUUCUCUGCCAGCAGUGCUCCAUAACACUAAGCCGGCAGAGAAACAACUGCGUCGCGGGGAAACCCUGCUCUGGAGGGAUACGGACGCCAGCAGGAGAAGACGGGACAGUCUUACCUGGAAGGAGAUCAAGGCGGACCGGGCAGCCAUGAUGCGCGAGGGCGUUGACUUGACCUCCGUGAAGACCCAGAAACUCCGCACGAGGUUUGGAAAGAGCGACAGCUCUUCAUACAGCGAGGACAGUGAUGGUGAGCAGGAGCCUGCUAGAAUCGGAGGAGGAGCAGCCGGAGGUGGAUCCAGCACGGACACAAGUCUCUGCGACGAUGAUGACCCCAAGUCUAUUGAAAAGAGUCCCAAGCACAAAGCUAAGCUAGCGCGUAAGGUUCUAAAAGAGCAGUCCAGGGAGUCUAGUCUGGAACGCCAAAGACCCAAAUCUUGGGCACCCAGCAGCCACGAGAUUCCUUUCAUGUUGAUGGGUGCGGAUAGUGGUGAUGAAAAGGAGAAGGACAUGGGACAGGAUGCGGCAGACAUGGCAGAAGACAGUGCCACUGAGAGCGGUCGCUUCACCUUCGACAAGGAGUUGGAUUCUGUCAGCGAUAAGUUGGAACCAUUGAAACCCUACCGCGAAGAUAGCGAAGUACCCGGCAUGACCUCCAUUAGUCCUUUGCCGCUGACCCCCAUAGAAAAGGAAACAGCAGCAGAAGGCAUACUAGAUGGUGGAGUAACCAAUCAGUAUUUCGAGAGGGUCAAUAGUGUGGAGCGUCCCAGUCGCCUAGAGCUAUCAUAUUCCCUGAACGAAGAGGAGACGGAUACGAGCUCGGUGUUCUUGGAGCAAAGGGCGAAGGUGGAGGGCCAGAGUGGGGAUAGUUUAGAGUACAAAGCUCUGCCGCCACAUCCUAUGACAGAUGACGGUAAAGUGCCUCAAAUUCGAGACGACAACAUUCCCGGUGAGAACAAGGACGACUACAAGGAGCUUCUCAGCAUGACGAUAGAGGAAAAGACCGAAGAGUACAAGUCUCCGCCCCCCAGUGUGAGUAGUUUGACUAGCGCCCAACGAAAGAGACGAGAUCCUCGACGAAGGACCUUAACUCGCUCCUCCACUAUUGAAAUCGAAGAGCGCUACCAAGCAUUGGAGCGGAGAAUCAGCCAGGAGCAGACCCUCGGGGAUAGUCGGACCCAAUCCAAGUACAUUCCCACCACAGCUACUCUGGAGGAACGCUUCCAUACCCUGGAGAAACAGCUGAGUGCUGAGAAGCAACGCAGCAAGGAUUCCACAGAUAUGGAGGCUGAAUUUCAGGAGAAGGCAGAACGCAUUCCCUCUACCGCAGAUCUCGAAACUCGAUUCAAUGCCCUAACCAAACAACUAAGCUCUAGUGAGUCCUCUUCGAAAGCCCCAAUCGAUCUCAAGGACGAUGAGCCGUCCCGAGGCAGUGGCUCCAAAGAGCAAAGUGAUAACGAAAAGACCAGCAAAUUGCAAAAAUCAGAAGAACUUGAGGCGGAGAGCAAGGAAUCUACAGCCAAAAGCGAAUCCAGUGAAGGAGAAGAAAAGAAAACGGAGGAGAAUACAGAGGAAAGGCCUCGUCUUAAGAAGCUUCCAUCCACUGCCGAGCUGGAGGAUCGAUUCAACGCCCUCGAGCGAAAGAUGAGUGUUCAAAAGAGUAGUCCGGCCAAGACGAAGAAAGAGCCACCUGAUGAGAACGUAGGUUCUAAGGACACCAGUGCGUCAAAAGAGUCGGAUAAAACUGAAAAGCAUGUUAAAAAGGUGUCUGAAGAAAAAGAUCCGAAAGCAGCUCCCAAUAAUGCUUCCAAAGAGGAAAAGCUCCCUCCGAAAGAAAGGAAUGCUAGCGAUAAUGAAUCUAAGAUACCAUCCCCGGAUAAUCCUCAAAAAGGCAGUCCCUCUAGGAAACCGAGUCCUGAUCAAUCAGAAAAAAAGGAAUGUACAAAAUCGAAUGCGGCAGACUCUGAGGAAAGUUCUUCAACUCCAGAAAGGCAAAAAACUGUUUCCACAAAGAAAGAAAGACACAAUGAAAAGGACACUAAAGAAUCGCAAUUCUUAAAAAAAUCCGAUGAAGAAUCCACGAAAAAGUCUGAAGCUUCAAAUGAGCCUAUACAGACUCCAAGAAAGUCUCCGCCAUCCACAGAGGAGCUGGAGAAGCGGUUCAAUGCUUUGGAGAAACAAUUGAGCUCCACACACCUGGAAACAAACAAAGAGCCGGAGCAAACAAAGUCAGAUGGGGAUCAUAAACUUUCUAAGGAAGUAAACAACUCUCAAAAGGCUGUCGAUGAGAAGCCCAAGUCCGUCAAGUCCUUUGAAGACAAAAUUAAUGAAGUCAAUUCUGCUUUGGUAAAGGGGCCAACCAAUAAUGAGGUAAAAGAUCAGACUCAGGAGGAGGUAGGCCCCGUCGAUGUGAGCAAGUCGCAGGCCACCACCGAAGAGAACCCUAAACAAGACUUGGGCAAGCGAAGGGCAUCCGAGCCACCUUCCACAGAAGAUCUAGAGAAGCGUUACGAGAGCCUGAAACGUCGUAUGAGCAGCAAAAACCAGUUUGGAGCCCCUAGCGAAACUGUGAUAGAAGCCCUGGAUAGGGUUGAGCAGGAGGUAAUCUCAGAGUCUGGCGAGGAGUCAAAGAAGGCACCACCGUCCACUGAGGACCUGGAAAGUAGAUUUGAAGCCUUGCAAGGCGGCUCAAAGUCAAAGGACGUUGCGAUCGAAGCACAUAUUCCAGAGCCACCUCCGCCUCCACCACCUCCUCCCGCAUUGUCCGAGCCCGUUCUCCACCACCAGCAAGCACUGAUCGCCGAGCUGCAGAGAAAGAUGGGAGGCAAGUCUCCCGGCGAGGAGAACCUCCGCCCCAGCCAGAUCAAUCCACAGAAAAAACAGAGGAAGAUUCUGCAACGACCCCCGCCCAUGGGCGAUGAGACCUCGGAAGCACCUGCAAACACGGCUUACUACCUGCCCUGUCAGCAGCAGCGCAUGGUGCGCCGGUUCUCCGACCUGCCCUCCAGGGCCGAUCUGGAGAACCGGUUGCAGUUCCUGGAGAGGCAGCUGUACAAGAAGUUCUACAAGCAGCGCUGUGCAAGUGAUUCCGAAGUUGCAUCGAAGGUCAGGAUGCUCUCCGACGACGACCAGCCGAGCACCUCCCGCCAGGCCAAGGACCAGCUAGAGCAGCGUGUCCUUGCGCUGGAGAAGCAGCUGAGCGAGAACAGCUUGAAGCUUCUCGAGGCCAUGCGGGAGCGGGAGAAGGCAGAAGCUGCGCCCAAGAGCGAUGAUAGCGGUUCCCCUCGCAGGCUGAGUACCGAAACCAUCGAUGCCACCGGCAAGGAGCUGGUGAGGUACACCCAGAACAUUGGAGACCUGGAGGAGGUAGAUGCUCACAAGCCCAUUAAUAUCAGCAUAAACAUUAAGAUGCUGUUGAACAAGGAUGGAGAGUCCAAACAGCCCAAGAGCGAGCCCAAGCCCACGACGGACGAUUUGAGGAAACGCUUGGAGGUCCUGGAGCAACAGCUUUUGGAAGAGCGGGCCAAGAAUGGCACUGUGAUCCCAGAUCCUGAACGACCGCCACAUGAUAAGCCAGAAAAGCCGGAGGAGACCGACUCUCUGAAGAAAAUAGAAAAAAAUUCCCACAACCAACACGUAAAAAGCGACGAAACCGAGAAGGUGAUCGAACCUAUUAAAGACAAAAACCCGGAACCCGAGGCUGCCAAGGAAACCAAGACUUUGAAGAACGAAGAAAAGGCUCAGGUCAGAGAAAAGGAAGUCGCUAUAGAAAAAGAACCAUCGAAGUCCGAAAAAGAAGCUUUUGUUAAUCCUGAGUCUUCUCAAGAAAAAUCAAAAGAGACUUCGGAAAAAAAUUCUCAAAAGUCAGAAGAAGCUUUCAAAAAAGAUGAACCGAAAGCGAAAACUGAAAGCCCAGUUAAAAAAUUAGAAGAAACUAUUAAAAAAGAUGACUCGAAAGCGACAGUUGAACAACCCGCUCAAAAAUCUGAAGUCAAAAAAGAGUCUUUAGCUCCGAAAACUGAAACUGCCAAAGAACCCUCCAUUGAGAGCAAAGUCACAGCAGAAAAUAUAAAAUCAUGCCCCGAGGAUGCAAAAAAGAAAGCGAAUGAACCGCCAAAAGAUACUCAAAGUUCACCCUCGAGAUCUGAAAAGCUAAAAGCUGAGGAGACUUCGAAAGAAAACAAACCUGAAGGCACUAAAGAAGGAACACCUGCUUCCACUGAUAAAAAAGAUAAUUCCAAAGCAGAAGUAGGAAACUCCUCCAAAGAGCAGGAAACAAAAUGUGAAUCAAUUAAAGCUAGAGAAUGCCAAGCUAUCAGCGAUUCCUGCGACUUAGGUUCCAUCGAUGCCAACAACAAGACCGUAGUACUUCUCAUGGACAACGAACCGCGAGCGUCGAGAGUACGCCGACUCACCAGAGCCAACACGGAGGAACUGGAAGGUCUGUUCCAAGCACUUGAGAAGCAGCUGCAGGACAGAAACCUGAUUAAAUCCGAAGACGGUCGAUUGAUAAGGGCUGAAAACAAGCCCAGUGCAGAGCAGACCGAACAGGCCCAGGCAAUCACCGAUCUUACCAAGGAAAUCGAGGACUUUACCAGCGGUAAGCCCGAAGAGAAGGAAAAGCCCCAAACCUCUAAGGACGACAAAGUUGAAGAGCCCAAGGAGACUGGAGAAGACUAUGAUUGGGGACCGAAUCCCGUGAAGCAUCAUCUGAAAAGGAAAACUGUUUACCUGCCUUCCACAAAAGAACUAGAGGCUCGAUUCCGAUCCCUCGAACGCCAAAUAAAAUUGCUUGAAGAUGUGGAGAAGAUCGAUGUCGAGCAGCGCUUAAAUGAGAUUGAGCGAAAGAUCAAACUGCAGUACUCUCUUUCCCAUGAAAAAGACCUUAACAAGUACCUGGAGCUCUGUGAAGGAAAGGGUUUGGACGACGAGGAACCCUCAGUGCCGGAGGAAGCUCCUGCCGAAACGGAGGAAACACGAAAUCCCAGAGAUCGCUCACGUAGUCCAGCCCGGAAGGUGGUCAGCAAAUCGCCCUACACCUCUCCCUCGCGGAGCAAGGCCACAAAGUCGCCUUAUACUUCACCAUCUCGGCAGCGUAAGAAGACUCCUCACUCUUCGCCAAUCCGGACGCCAGAACCAAAGACUCCCGCAAAGAGCCCUUUUACGUCCCCAGCUCGACGCCAGCCCCAUCCCAAUGAUCUGCCCAUCUCCGACGAUCUGGAGUACAAGUACAGGGUGCUUGAUCUGGUGCGGUCCAAGUCGAAAGAGAAUCUGGCCAAGCGCAUGAACGAUCCCAAUCGCAAACCGGCCGUGCAUCCACUUGAGUUGCUACUGUCCCCCAGUCCAGACGAGAGCAAGAUUCCCACAACGGGCGAGCUGGAGCACAGAAUACGAGUUCUGGACGAAAAGCUGAAAUCGCCUUCCAGAUCCCGGCCGAAGUCCCGAUCUAGAUCUCCUACCAUCGAGGAUAUAAAAAGGCAAAAGAUGCGUGAUAAUCAGAAGCCCAGGACACCUGUUCACAACCUGGAGCGGCUGGUCGGAUCGCCCGGCCGGCCGGAACCACCCACUGCUGAAGAGCUCGAAGAACGCAUCCGCCUGCUGGAACAGGAGCAGAAGUUCGACUUUAAGACCCAAAAGGACUAUAAAGCAUUCAAUCAAAAGCUGAAGGACGUGAUCUCCCCAUCGCUCUCCUUCGAAGAGUUCAGGGCCGCCAAGUCCCGGGAGCAGAGUCCACGCCGCCACGGCGCCACCACUCCCAAAUCAGCCCUGCGCCGAGACGAUUACGACGACGGCAUCACCACCCACUAUCACCGCCCCACCAGCCCGAAGGUCAUCCGCUUCCGAGACGAGGACGAAGAUGAGGACCGAUUCGAGGAGUCUCCGCCCCGGAAGCAGCGCACAUCCAGCGAUCGAAUGGUUAGCUUCAACAAUGUCGUUUUGGACUGUUUAAGGGAGAAUACUAAAAUCCUUCAACGUAUUCUUAAGAAGACUCUUGCAGAUCAGCCGUCGGCCAUACGCAGCUACGCCAACAGCUCGGAGGGUUUGGAUGCCCUGGGGAGUCGCCUCAUGAGGGAAACCUCUCCCAUAACCCGAACUGGAACCCACACGGGCGUGCCACUGCGAACUGGAGAGAAUAUCAACGACCGCUUGAGUUCCAUCAAGAACACUAUCAAGUCCAUCGACACGCUCUGCGAGGAAAAACCCUACCAGAAGGAGAAGUGCCAGCGCUACAUCGACUCCCUCUUCUCGGACUCCCUGCACUUUUCCAGCAAGAAGAGUUCUCUAGAGGACUUGAGGACCCAAAGCAGAAGCGAGAGCAGAGGCAGGAGCCGAGAUUACGCGCCCUCCAUACGAGUCACCUCCGAGCACCGUUCACUGGGAUCGGAAGAGGACUCUCGAAAGAGUCCGCUGCGGACACGGGAUCAGAGCCCACUGCAUUAUCGAUCGCACAGGGAGCUCAGCAGGGAGGUUUCGCCGAGGAGGAGGCGCCAAGAAGAGGAUGAGGAGGAGGCGCAGCGUAGGGAGCGGGAGAGCAGUAGGGUAAGACGUGAUAACUUGUUGCCAAAUUAUUUAAAGGAUAAUCGUAGCGAACUAAGUGGAGGGAGUAGUUUAACCGGGUUUAACCACCACAAAGUAGAUAGACAACUAGAAGAGACCUGCGCCAAGUACGCGGAGGACGCCCGACGCUCGGCCUGUCGCACACCGCUCAGCCACCCGUACGAGACACGAUCCACCGCAGUUAGAGCCACACCACGUCACUACACAGAUCCAGAUCCGGCAGGGACAUCAGGGACGGGAAUAGGAGCGGGAGCAGGAGCAGGAGCCUCGACAGAUAGCUUUCCCCGGCCCGUAUCGCCCUACCGCCAGCCAUAUGACCCAUACCGACCCAUUGGUGGUGCAGGCGCCAGUACCACCCCCGUAUAUCAGCCCGCCAAGCUGGAGAUCCGCCACACCACCGUGACCUCCACCUUCUAUGACCGGUUUCUUACGGAAAAAAAGAUUGAGCGCUCCCGUCCACCCAGCCGCUCGCCUGUGGUUUCGCCCUCGGUGCCGGCCAAGAGCUAUGGGUCAGAUGUGGAGUUUCCUAGCAGUAGCACCACCACCUCAGCUCCAUCUUGCACCACCACAACUACUGCCUUUAGCACCACCUCAUUCAUGUCCCGCAGCUAUGGGGGCACCUCUUUUUCGCUGCCCUCGAGCAGCAACUACUCCUACUUGAGUGGUGUAUCUGGGAUCUCGGGCUCCGCCACUUCCCCCCGGGCUAGUUGCUCGGACCUUCGUUCCUCGCCAGCCACAUCCUUUCUCAGCACCACCACAUCCUCCGCCGUCCCCACCUCAUCUUAUGUGCCCUUCUGCUUCAGCAGCUCGUUCUCCACUCGACUGAGUGAUCCCAUUACCAGCACCCCAGUGACCACAUCCAGCUCCCUGACGCAUUCCACGGGCGUCUACAAUCCCAUGAUGUCCUUCACUCUGAGGGAGCCACUUGGCAGCAGCACUGCUUUGGGUGGGUCAAGUGCCUCCCCCCUGGGCCAGUAUCAGUUCAAGAGCGUGUUCACCUCAAACUUCGGCAAAGACGCGGAAAAGCCAUAGGGAACCACACACAUCAGUCGUUAACCAAGGUUGUCCAUAAACAUAGCAUUAACCUCUCGAAAGAUCUUUUAAAGUAAAGCAAACCCUAUUAAAGCUCAAAUGGAUGACGCUGGACAUGAAAAUCAUCUAAAAUCAGGAAUCAGACUAGAACAUUUCAAAGAGCAGAGGCCUUAAAUACAUAGUUUUUUGAGCAGAGUUCUGGCGUUAGAUAAUCUUCUUUCCCAGCGAAUGUACCAGCUCUUGCUAAGCAAUAUACACAGUUAAUAUUACCAACGUUUAUCAACAGUUUUAGGGGACGCCCUACUAAUAUUAUAUAGUAAAGUAUCUCUAUAAUGUAAUGAAUCCUUGCGAAUCGAAACCUUAAUUUCAAGCUACUCUUGCACCAAACCAUUUGGCUUCUUGCAACUUACCUCAUCUACAUCUGACAGCACCAGCUCGCCUCUGAUCAUACACUCAGAUCUGAAAAGAUUUUUAUACAAUCUAUAUAUAUAUAAAUA
Messenger RNA from Drosophila ananassae, 10181 nucleotides. Its product is annotated as serine/arginine repetitive matrix protein 2. The record is from RefSeq and is a predicted model, not a curated record. Gene Ontology annotation, cellular component: endoplasmic reticulum. The transcript has 10 exons. The coding region runs from base 505 to 9684 and encodes 3059 amino acids. NCBI's taxonomy places the organism in Eukaryota, Metazoa, Arthropoda, Insecta, Diptera, Drosophilidae.